UCAUGAUUUGUUUGUACUAAUAAAUGAAUAGUUAACACUUAACACUUCAAUCAACGGCUACUAUUACUCAUGUCUUCGUGGCCAAUAUCCAACCGUUGAUUCCCUUAUUCAACUAUAUCUAAUUGAAUGAAUAUACUCAUAGUAUUUUCUUGUUCUGGUCACAUUCACAAUCAAAUUCUCUCAUUUCAUCUCAGGGUUGAUUGAUUUGUUAUGUCGACAUCGGAGGAUAAGCCGGAAGUGGUGGAAAGGGGGCUUUUUAAAGAUGAUAAGCACAAGGAAGAAGAUAAACAAGAAGAAGAAGAGAAGGGUGGAUUUAUUGAAAAGGUGAAGGAUUUCAUUCAUGACAUUGGUGAGAAGAUUGAGGAAGUUAUUGGAUUUGGGAAACCAACUGCUGAUGUUAAAGCGAUACACGUUCCGAAAAUUAACCUUCAUAAGAUAGAUCUUGUUGUUGAUAUUCUCAUCAAGAAUCCCAAUCCGGUGCCAAUUCCUUUGAUUGACAUCAAUUAUUUGAUUGACAGUGAUGACAGGAAACUCAUUUCCGGUUUGAUACCGGAUGCAGGUACUAUCCAUGCUCAUGGAGAGGAAACUGUCAAAAUUCCUCUUACUUUGAUUUAUGAUGAUAUUAAGGAAACCUAUGCUGAUAUUAAACCUGGAACUAUAAUUCCUUAUAGAGUUAAGGUUGAUCUUAUUUUUGAUGUUCCUGUCUUGGGAAGGUUUACGCUACCUUUAGAGAAAAAAGGAGAAAUUCCAAUUCCUUAUAAGCCUGAUGUUGAUAUUGACAAGAUUCAAUUCAAAAAGUUCUCUUUUGAAGAGACGGUUGCGAAUCUUCAUUUGAAAUUGGAAAACAUGAAUGAUUUUGACCUAGGUCUCAAUGCACUUGAGUAUGAGGUUUGGCUUGGUGAUGUUAACAUUGGAGGUGCACAGCUCAGUAAAUCUGCUAAACUUGAGAAAGGUGGAGGAAUUAGUUACAUUGAUGUUCCAAUUACUUUUAGGCCUAAGGAUUUUGGUUCUGCAUUAUGGGAUAUGAUUAGAGGAAAGGGAACUGGUUAUACCAUGAAAGGUAACAUUGAUGUUGACACUCCUUUUGGAGCAAUGAAAUUGCCUAUCAGCAAAGAAGGCGGUACUACCCGUCUUAAGAAAAAUAGGGAAGAUGGAGGUGAUGACGAUGACGAUGACGAGGAUUGAAGACCUGUAGCAACUCAUUGCAGCUGUUAAUUUUAUUUACAGCCCAUGUCCAUUGGAAAAUAAAGUUUGAUGAACAUUUAUGUAUCUUGAGAAAUUGAUUUGACAUUCGAAUUAUGUGAUUUCAUCAUGUACUAGUGAGUAUGUCCGUUCAUUCAGGCAUGUGCUUUCGGUCUGUGUUCUUGUUUGAGUACUUGAUUGACGAUCAUGACAAGCUUGUGCUACCUUUUGGUGAGAUAUAUGACAAUUAGUCAAAUUUACCAGUUUUAAAUUUAUUUGUCUUGUGA
Medicago truncatula (barrel medic) is the source of this 1469-nucleotide messenger RNA. RefSeq lists its product as uncharacterized. Gene Ontology annotation, biological process: response to desiccation. Gene Ontology annotation, cellular component: cytosol. The coding region runs from base 211 to 1185 and encodes 324 amino acids. Lineage: Eukaryota; Viridiplantae; Streptophyta; Magnoliopsida; Fabales; Fabaceae. The transcript has 3 exons. The record is from RefSeq and is a predicted model, not a curated record.